Molecule: messenger RNA, 255 nt
Organism: Symbiodinium sp. CCMP2456
Lineage: Eukaryota; Dinophyceae; Suessiales; Symbiodiniaceae
Source: the annotation of a GenBank genome assembly
GAGAUAUCAGAGAAUGUCUGGCACAUUGCCGGUGCGGUCCUGACGGCUAUCCUCAAGAUAUGCUCGUUGAUAGCAGUUGGUAUGCACCUGGAGCGCAAGAAGCUACUGAAUGGAGAGAAGCGAAAGUGCUUGUCAGCACUGGCCAUGGACGUUUGCCUACCUUGCCUUUUGUUCACCGACGUCUUGCCCGAGGCCAACUUCUCCUUGCUCUUGGAAGGCUGGCAGCUCCUUCUGUGGCCUUUUGCCUACGCCUCG